AUGGAUUAUUUAUUAGAUCGUUAUAUUUUUGAUUAUUUACCUUUUCAAAUUUCUGAUGAAUUAAAGAAAUCAAUUUCUUCUUCUUCAAUGUCUGUUGUUAAGUAUGCUGAUUGGUUUUGCAAAACUCAAGAUGUUUGGAAUUUCUUUGAAAAUCAUUUUACUUUUUUUGCUGCUGAAAUUUUUUAUUUUUUGUUGUUUGCUUUUACUUUAAUUCAUGCUAUUCGUCUCGGUGGACGUUAUAUUUACACUUGGUUAGGAAUUUCUAUGUUAAUUUUCUCGCAGGAAUAUUUACAACUUGGGAAGCCGAAAUCUGAUUUUCAAUGGCAUUCUCAAGGGCUUUUAAGUUUUUGUGGUGGAAGAAUCCCUAUUUCGCGUGUUUUGGGUGUUCGGCAUGUAGCUAUGUAUUCUGCUGUUGUUUUUAUUGAAAGGGCUUUUAUUCCGGCUUUUAUUACUCCUGCACAAGAAUGUGCUUCUAUGCUAAAAUUUUUAGCUUUUUAUGAUAUGCAAUAUUGUGCAACUUCUAUUUUGGCUUUAAUUAUUAAACUUCCAUACGAUUUUCUUGGAACUUAUUUUCUUUGGUGGACUUGGGAUUUUGGCAAUCCGUUAACUCAAGAGAAAAUUUAUGGUGUUCCUUGGAUAGUUUUUGCUUAUGAUGCUUUUACAAUCAUCAUAUUUGUUUCUGUAUUAAAUCUUACACGACAUUUUCUUCUUGAUGAGACUUACAAUUGGAAAAUGUUUGUCAAAGAAUUCUUUUGUGCUGCUAUUUCCGCCAGUCUUGCUUCAUUACUCGUUUUGGGUUUGCUUGGUGCUAUUUGUCUUUAUGGAAUUUUUCUAUCUACAAGAACAAUAGUGUUAAUUAUAAUUUCUUACCAAAUUUUGAUGGCUAUUCGUUCAAAUAAGCUUGAAAAACACCCUUUCAAUCCUUAUUGGUUUGAUGAACUCUCUUUUGUUGUUUCCAUUCAUUUUAUUUUUCUUAUGAUGUUGGUGGUGUUUUACAAUCCAAUUUAUGUUGUUAGUAGAGGAUUUCAUCAACCUAUUGGACCAUGCCAAGAAAAAACUUCUCUUUUAUUAGGCUCGGAAAUAUUCUCAUUUGCAAAGGGUAUUGAGAAAUCAACCUAUUUUUGUUUGAACGGAACCGGAAGCGAAUAUUUUGAUUUUCAUUGUGUUCCAGGUGGAAAACCUGUUAUUGAUGACGAUAUCGUGGAAUGGUAUACAAUUUGUGGGAAAGAAUCUAAUUAUGUUUAUCAAUGGGAAUAUAUUUAUUUGAUUUGGUAUUUUAAUUUUGUUUAA
This is a messenger RNA of Meloidogyne enterolobii, 1290 nucleotides long. The record is from the annotation of a GenBank genome assembly. NCBI's taxonomy places the organism in Eukaryota, Metazoa, Nematoda, Chromadorea, Rhabditida, Meloidogynidae.